Dicentrarchus labrax (European seabass) is the source of this 4583-nucleotide messenger RNA. RefSeq names its product solute carrier family 5 member 3b (gene slc5a3b). Gene Ontology annotation, biological process: inositol metabolic process; myo-inositol transport; transmembrane transport. The transcript has 2 exons. The record is from RefSeq and is a predicted model, not a curated record. Bases 399 to 2537 code for a protein of 712 amino acids. NCBI's taxonomy places the organism in Eukaryota, Metazoa, Chordata, Actinopteri, Moronidae. Gene Ontology annotation, molecular function: D-glucose:sodium symporter activity. Gene Ontology annotation, cellular component: plasma membrane.
GGUGCCUAUAAGGGGAGAGGCAGCAUUGUUUGACGGGUGUCACAGCUCCUCUUGAAACCCAAAGAAAGAGAAGACGACCGGCUGAAAACGUCAACUCGGCACAUUCACAAGGAGCCCUGCAUGGAAUGUUAACUCUAGGCUUUUCUAGACCAGAGGCCUACAACAUCCUCCUUUAAAACUAGAACGACCUCAGUGCCGGUGGAUAACCCCCUCCGAAGCACACCUAGUGAAUUUGACCUGACUGUGGAUACUACAGCUUCCAUCCAGACAGCAAAUCAAAGCAGAGCAUUUCCAUUGCUCCUUUUUUAAUAACUAAAUCCAUAACUUUGACUAUUCGUUUUCCCUUUUUGCAAGGAUUUGAGAGAGCUUUGAGAUUUUAAAAAAAGUAAUCUCUAAAAAUGGGUCCUGGAAUGGAAGCGGCGGACAUAGCUGUGGUAGCGCUGUAUUUUGUCCUGGUGCUUGUCAUCGGGUGUUUUGCCAUGUGGAAAGCCAAUCGCAACACUGUGAGUGGCUACUUCCUGGCUGGACGCUCUAUGACGUGGAUAGUGAUAGGCGCAUCACUCUUCGUCAGCAACAUUGGCAGCGAACAUUUCAUAGGCCUGGCUGGCUCAGGAGCAGCAAGUGGCUAUGCUGUUGGAGCAUGGGAGUUUAAUGCACUUUUACUUCUGCAGCUGCUUGGCUGGGUCUUUAUCCCUGUGUAUAUCCACUCGGGGGUCUACACCAUGCCCGAGUACCUGUCGAAACGCUACGGCGGCAACAGGCUAAAGGUUUAUUUUGCUAUGUUGUCUGUGUUGAUUUACAUUUUUACCAAGCUGUCUGUGGACUUGUAUGCUGGAGCUCUCUUUAUACAGGAGUCCCUGGGGUGGAACCUUUAUUUGUCUAUAGUCCUGCUCAUCAGUAUGACUGCACUGCUCACUGUCACGGGUGGAUUGGUGGCAGUAAUGUACACGGAUGCACUUCAGGCAGUGUUGAUGAUUGGUGGAGCCCUAACUUUAACCACCAUCAGCCUAAUCAAAGUUGGUGGGCUAGAGGGGGUCAGAACUAAGUACAUGCAGGCAGUUCCCAAUGUUUCUGCUAUAAUGGCCACUGGAAACUUCACCUAUUCUCCUUCCUGCCGCAUUGAACCUAAACCAGACUCACUACGCAUCCUUCAUGGUCCCCUAGAUGAAGACAUCCCAUGGCCAGGCUUCAUUCUUGGCCAGACCCCUGCAUCUAUUUGGUACUGGUGUGCAGACCAGGUCAUUGUUCAGAGAGUGCUAGCAGCUAAGAACAUUGUUCAUGCUAAGGGCUCUACACUCAUGGCUGGACUUCUCAAGAUCCUACCCAUGUUUCUAAUAGUCAUUCCGGGAAUGAUCUCCCGCAUUUUGUUUGCAGAUGAGAUCGCCUGCAUCGGGCCAGAGCACUGCAUGGCUGUGUGCGGUUCUCAGGCUGGCUGCUCAAACAUUGCUUACCCACGGCUAGUCAUGGCAGUCAUGCCUGUGGGACUCAGGGGUCUGAUGAUGGCAGUGAUGAUUGCUGCCCUGAUGAGUGAUCUUGACUCAAUCUUCAAUAGUGCAAGCACCAUCUUCACACUGGACAUCUACCAAACCUUUCGAGGGAAGGGAUCCCAGCGCGAGCUGCUGAUUGUGGGACGCAUGUUUGUUGUGUUCAUGGUGGCAAUCAGCAUUGCCUGGGUCCCUGUCAUUAUUGAAAUGCAAGGUGGACAGACGUACCUCUACAUCCAGGAAGUUGCUGGCUACCUCACUCCACCAAUCGCUGCCCUCUUCCUGCUAGGUGUGUUCUGGAAACGGUGUAAUGAGAGAGGUGCCUUUUGGGGUGGCAUGACAGGUUUCACACUCGGUACCGUAAGAAUGAUCCUAGCUUUUAUUUACCGUCAGCCUCGCUGUGACCAGCCAGAUAAUAGGCCUGCCUUUAUUGUUAAGGUUCACUACAUGUAUUUUGCAGCUGGGCUCUUCUGGAUUUCGGGAUUGGUGGCGGUGGUGGUCAGCCUCUGCACCUCUCCACCAGACGAAGAGCAAGUAUGCACCACUACAUUCUGGGGGCUGCGCAGCAUUGAAAAGAUUCCUGUGAAGGACAGAGAGGAAACAUACAAGCUGACUGAGAAGAGCCAUAGUAAUGGUGAUGGCAGCCAACAUAAAGAAAUGCCCCCGGAUGUCAAAAAGGAGAGGUGUUUGGAUGGGGCGGACGUCAAACUCCUGGUCCCAUCCACUGACCAUGACCCGGCCACCCCUAGUACGGAAACAUCCCCCUGCUCGACCCCUGCAGAACGCUUUGUUAAUGGAAGGAUGGAGAUGAUCAGAGCAGAGGAAGGCUGCCACGGUAAUGGGGAGACUAGCAGGGGUAUUCGUUUACUGGAAUGUAUUUUUGGAUGUAAGGGGGAAGCACAGAGCACUCUGCAAAAAGUAUCGAAGGAGGAUGAGUCAAGAGUCAUUGCGGAGAUGCUGUAUGAGCCACCUAGGGUUAAACUUCUUCUCAACUUGGGUCUGCUAUUCGUCUGCUCUGUGGGCAUCUUCAUGUUUGUUUAUUUCUCACUUUAGUCGAACCCUGCACUGAACUAAUGGGGACUGGUCUGGGGGCUUUUAAUAAGUGGGGAAGUUACAUGGGGGGGCGGGGUUGGCGCUGUUACAAACGAACAUUUGAAUCUUCCAAGAUUUGAGAAGCUGUCUGUAAUAUUUACAGUUGUCUUUUGUAGCUCUCUAACAGGGAUCUAAGCAUAAUCUAAUCAUUUUUAAAUGAUUAAAACUUCUCCAUAUGAGAAAAACUGUACUCCUUUAUGACUAUGAAUCCUAUUUGGCACUGGUGGGUCUAUUUUGUACAGCGCUUGGUGUUAAUCCUGCAUUCAGAAUAUCUACUGGGAUUUUGUUGUACUCAAAGUGAAUUUAUUAUUUGCCUUAUAUAUGCACUUUUGUUAUUAUUGUUUGUAUGGUGAAAAACAAAUGUAUUCUGUGAUUUUAAUAAUUUAAGCUCCCCCCCCCAGUAUUGUUGACAGUGACUGUAGGCUUAGUUGCUAGUGUAGCAAACGUAUGUCUGCAAUAACUUUAGGUUAUAGACCAUGACAAGUUUUUGCCGCUGAACGCAAUAUUAUUAUUGCAUUAUAUCAGUAGAAUGUCAAGUAUGUGAUUACUGUUAAAUUUUUAUUGUGCCCUUGACAGUCAUUUCAAGAUUGUUAGCAAAAUACUUUAUAAUGUCUUUUUUUUUUUAGGUAGAAAUUAUAUCCCACUUUAAAUUUUUAAGGGGACCAUUAUGAAGUUUGUAAAACAAGAGUUAAUAAUAAGUGCUAAGAAUCAUUACUUCUCUGCUGCUGUUGUAUGUGACCAGUUUGUUUAUAGUGAUUUUCAUAAUCACUGGUUGGAUUUAGCCUACUGGAGGUCAAGCUUGCAGUAAAUACCUGGUCUUUAGAAUAUGUACAUGUUCUGCAGCACAGGAAAUAAAGACAAGCACAAGAUUACAAAUUGUUAUCCUAUAAAUAAUGUUUUCAUCCUAAAAGAAGAAAUAGCCAAACGUAGUAUAGCACUUAUUCAUUUUGAUUGGCUGUUCAAUGUGUUGUCACUGUAAGGGAUUUUCUAUUUUAUGUUUUCUACUACUGUUUUUGUUUGAUUGUUGUUGGUUUUUUUCUGGCUGUAUUGUGUGUAACGCUUUAAAAUCGUCACGCAGCCUUUUAUGUACUACUAUUGUAUCAUUACGAAAAAGCCACAAGUACCAGAGCUCAUCAUUCUCUAUCACUUUAUAUUUUAUGCGUAUCUCAUUUUAUGUUUGUUGAAAAGUUUGUUGACUCUGUUUAUUAUAUAACAUGUGUACCAUAUAAUUCAGGGUCCAUUGAAUCCCCCACACUAUAUACAUUUCUUCAAUAGGCUCUCUUGUGUACCUACUGUCUGUCAACGUACAUUUAGUGCACUGCAGUGCUGAAAUGUCAUUUAAUCUUGUUUCAAGUGCACCUUUUUAUACACCUCUUUACCAAAUGUGUCUUAGUGUGCAAUGCUAAAAUGAAAAAAUGAGAAAAAAAAGUCAAAGAAGACAAUAAAGAGUUCACGUACUGAAAAUUGUGUGCAGUGAAUACCGCAUUUGUUUAAAGCCAUUUGAUAAAAAAAGCCUUGUCAUGUAGUACAUUUUCAGUUAGCUGCCUAUCAGUUGAUGAUGACAAUGCAAAGCAGAAGUGACAUUUCAGAUGUUUGUUGCAGGAUUAGCAUAUAACUGGAUGAGCUUUACUCAUAACAUUAUCAUAGGUAAUUCAACUAGGUGCAUUAAGUUGCUGCUCUUCAUGGACUGUCAUUAUUUCCAAAGUUUAGUUCCAACACCCUCACCCCCAGAAUACUAAAACAUAAAGAACAACUUUAUGUUUCUAUGUAUUUUGGAAUUUAUUGAACAGUGUUUAAUUACCUCAGUUCAAAACUUCUGUUUGACAGGCAAAUCCUUACUAAUGUCAGGCACAGGUGAUGCAUAACAUGGAGGUUUGAUAAUGUGAUGAUUGCUCUAUGGGAAAGAGCUUUAAGAACUUUUCUUUCUGAGAGAAUAUACAUUGUUAUUUUUAUGGAUUUUAUUUUUAGAGACUGAAAAUAAAGUUUCUGUGAAGACUAAAAGACAAA